Hibiscus syriacus is the source of this 2799-nucleotide messenger RNA. RefSeq names its product PWWP domain-containing protein 2A-like. Lineage: Eukaryota; Viridiplantae; Streptophyta; Magnoliopsida; Malvales; Malvaceae. The transcript has 2 exons. Bases 424 to 891 code for a protein of 155 amino acids. The record is from RefSeq and is a predicted model, not a curated record.
AUUGUUUCUCUUUUUUAUUUUACCUUUAGGGCACUUUAAUGUUGAACAAUGUUCCUGAAGAAAUUGUCUUGAACUGUGAUGCUGUUCCGGUUGACAUAGAAAACGAGAGAAAUGAUGUUAAUGUCGGGGAGCCUGCCUCUGGGGCGGCCACCACUUGUUUAACCCAAACUUUAACUGAAGGAGUGGUUGAUGGAAGGGUUAGGGAAUUUGGGAAGGAUAUUGUGUUGACUGAUGGGGUUGAUGAGUUUGGGAAAGAAAGCAAAAUUGAGAGUGUGAAAAGUAAAGGAUGAUUUGGAAGCUGAUAUUGGGUCUUGUGGUGAAGAGUUCGAUGACAGAGGUAGUGCUGGGUUGUGUUCGGCUGGGAUUUCUUUGUUGGAGGUUCAUGGAGGAUUGAGCGGCAAGAAAUUAGUGGAAGCUGAGCAAAUGGCUGUCGGGUCUUCUGGGGGGGUAACCAAAGACCUUAAUGUUAACGCCUCUCCUCAAUCUGGUGAUGGGAAGCCUCUUUCUUCAGCUGAUCAAAACUCUUUGCCUUGUGAUGACCAGAAAAUGAGUUCAAAGGAAGGAUCUUCCGAUGGAUUAGAAAGUUUUGAUGUGGAAAUUGGAACACCCGAUGAUACCAAAAAAAAUCAAACUACCGUGAUCCAAGGUGAAAGGGAUUUGCAGAAUGCAGAAAACUUGAAUCAAUCUACAAGCUCCUCUGAGGAUGGAUCAUCUGAUGUCAAUGUAAAAUCUGAAUUUUGCGUCUCUGAUUUAGUCUCGGGUAAAGUACAGAGUCAUCCAUGGUGGCCGGGUCAGAUAUUUGAUAGUUCAGCUGCUACAGUGAAGGCAAAGAAGUAUUUGAAAAAGGAAAGUUAUUUGAUUGCAUACUAUGGUGAUCAGACAUUUGCUUGAAAUGAGGCAUCUUGGAUCAAGCCCUUUAGGUCGCAUUUUUCACAUAUGGAAAAGCAGAACAAUAUGAAAGAGUUUCACCAUGCUGUGGAUUGCGCUUUGGAUGAGGUUUCUAGACGGGUAGAGUUUGGUCUGGUCUGUUCAUGCAUUUCCAAGGAAGCUUAUUCCCAGAUUAAAACUGAGAAUUGUUAAUGCUGGGAUCCGGGAGGAAUCUAGCAGUCGAGAUGGUGGGGAUAGGUUUUCAAGUGCUUCUUCCGUUGACCCCUUGGAACUUUUUGAAAAUAUGAAAACAUUGGCUCUUUCACCUUCUUAUACCGACAUUGAUAGACUGCAAUUCACAAUAUCACAGGCACAAUUGUUAGCAUUCCAUCGCUGGAAGGGUUACUCUAAGCUACCCGAGUUUCAAAAUCUUUGUGGAUUGUUGGAGACUGAUGCUGAAAUCUUUCUGUCCGAGGAAGUGAAGGAAUAUAGCAAGCUGAUUGAAAAUGUUCCUAGUGUCAAAGUUGACAAAAGGGUGUACUCUGAAGAAGAGAAGCCAGAGAACCACGAUGGCUCUUCUUGUAAACAAAAGAAAAACCAUGCAGUUUCUGGGGAAAAAGAAGAAGAGAAAAGUUGUCAGAGUUUAUAGCCGAAAGGCGCUUGAGUUUGCAAAAUGUUAAAAGGAAAUUGAAUAAAAAAGGCGAUGAUAUGUUAAUGCCUUCAUCCCCUGUUAAAAAGCUAAAGGCUGUUGACCCUGUGCGUGAUGACAUGGCAGUGAAACAGAACAAGAGUAAUGUUCCAGCAGCGUCUGUUGAUGAGCCUCCACAGUCUAAGCAAACUUUCAGAGUUGGAGCUAGCAUUCUUAGGGUUGCAAUUCAACUGAAUUGUUAAAUCUUUUCGUCGCCAUUACUAAAGCAUUCGGUUGGGAAAUCUCCAAAGGCUGCAGUUGAUAAUAAAAGUAGAGGAAAAUCUUCUUCUGCUAAAUUAAGAGGAAAGAAGGUUUCUCAAACAGGUAUUUCCUCUCCUGAUGAUAUGCUCUAACAGCUUCGCUUGGCUGCCACAGAUCCCUUGAAAGGGUACAAUUUCUUAUCCUCCAUAGUUUUUUUCUUUACUGAGUUGAGGAAUUCACUUGCUAUGGAUCUUAACAACUCUGAAAUGUCUGAACAAUCUUUGGAACAAGGAACUGAUGCCAUAAUGGAGGAGAAAUCAACCAAAUUCACCUCAAUCAAAGACUCGUCUUCUUCUGAAAGGAUAAUCCAACGCCUUCCUGAAGAGCUGUUAACAGUUGACAAGAAGGACCAAACCACAGAGAAGGGUCUUUUGGUUGUUGAAUCACAGUUAGGUGCUAAAGCAUCUGCCAAUGUGAAUUCUGAACAUAAACAUGCGGCCGUAGAUGAAAAUCUUGGAAUGGAAGCUGAGAAGCAGAUAGCAGAGGAUCAAUCUCCAACUUCUCUGAUUCUGAAAUUUUCAGACAUAGAUUCAUCUCCAUCAGUGGAAGAACUGAAUAAGGUAUUUAGCCUCUAUGGUCCUUUGGUUACACAAGGGACUGAAGUGUUCAAAAAGAGCAUCCAGGCCAAGGUAGUUUUUAAAAGACGAACAGAUGCAGGAACAGCUUUCAGCAGUUUUGGAAAAUACAGCAUAUUCAGACCAUCACUCGAUAGUUACCGCCUCAAGCGAUUGGCUUCUGCACCAACUAAAGCUUUGCAAGGUGGUCGUAAGAAGAGGAAAGUGUUGGAUGAAACAUGUGGAGAUUAAAACGCUACUUUUGAUGCCCAGAGGUUAGGUUAGGUAUUCACAGAGAUAUGUUUGAACUUGUAAAUGCUUUUGUUUUAUGAGGUUAUUAUACAUGCAGGUUGUAUUAGGUGAAAAUGAAGGGGGUCAAACAGUGGGCAUAGCUAUCAAAUUCCUAGUGAAAGUGGGUUAAUUUAUAUG